AGUCCACAACAUGAGCCUCUCCGAUCCUUGUCUCUAAGAUAACAUGGCCCAUACAUACAAUACACCACCAAUAAUACCAUUCCAAUUCCCCCAAAGACCACACUAUGAAGAGAAACCAAGAGGAGGAGCCAAUUGAGGAGGACAACACUACUUCUCAUCAUCACAACCAUGAAAUCACCAAGGCGGCGGCGCAAGCGUGGCACGCCCGCCAAAGCACAUCCCGCCCCGCCACGUCAGAGUUCGACGCCCGGCGCCUCAAUUUCAAGGCCUGGCCAACGAGGUUCGCGGUUGAAGCGAUGAGGAAGGCGUUGACGGCUAGCAAUAAUGAACAACUGGAUUACAACAAUGGCGCGAUAAUAAGCAGUAUCGAUGCCCGGAAAUGGGAUUUCGGGGAGUCCCUUUGGGACUAUUAUGAGAUUGUGACUGUGGCUAAGAAGUUGGAGGUUGGGUUAGUGCUGGACCACCCAUUCACUUCUCCAUUGGAUGAGCCAAUCCGGAUUAGGAAGAAGAAGGUGCACAAAGAGGGUAAGAAUAGCUUGAGGAAUUUGUUUAGUAAGAUUUCUUCCAAGAGAUUUAGUGGAGAUGAUGUACCACUUGAUUAAGUUAUUGUCUUACUAAACCAAUUAAACCAAUUUUUUGUUACCCUUCUACCAAAUGUAGUAUAGUAUAUAUCCCUCUUGUAGAUUUUGCCAUUUAAAUUUUAAUUAAAUUACUCGACUUUUAGCGUUAAGUUGACUCACAUGAUACUGAAAUUUAAAAUAAUAUUGUAUUUCUUUUGUGACAUA
Molecule: messenger RNA, 785 nt
Organism: Ipomoea triloba (trilobed morning glory)
Lineage: Eukaryota; Viridiplantae; Streptophyta; Magnoliopsida; Solanales; Convolvulaceae
Exons: 1
Coding region: 105-602 (165 amino acids)
Source: RefSeq, a predicted model, not a curated record